Ictalurus punctatus (channel catfish) is the source of this 7935-nucleotide messenger RNA. It is a transcript of the gene macc1, whose product is annotated as MET transcriptional regulator MACC1. The coding region runs from base 229 to 2775 and encodes 848 amino acids. NCBI's taxonomy places the organism in Eukaryota, Metazoa, Chordata, Actinopteri, Siluriformes, Ictaluridae. Gene Ontology annotation, cellular component: cytoplasm. The record is from RefSeq and is a predicted model, not a curated record. The transcript has 6 exons.
ACGAAGCUUCGGACGCUAACGUGCAAGGUGUAUGGCUCUUGACACUCCCCAUCUGUUUUUUUGUUUUGUUUUUUUUCAUUUGAAGGUUGCCUAGUGAACGUGGCAGCGGAAACUUCCGUUUCGGGCGCUGCUGAAACAGUGAAGAGGUAAAUCUGCUCAAUGGAAGCGCGUUCCUGUGAGGAGCUCAGGUGCGGUUUAACUUCGGCGUGUUUUACUUCAAUGUAAAAGAUGGCAGCUGUAAGAGCAAAGUCAAUCCGACAAACUGGGAGUCUGCUUCGAAGUCGCUCAGAAGGGACUCUGAUCGAUCUAGAUGACAAUGUAACCAUCAACAACAACAGCUUGCAUGGGAGUUACUUGUCGAAACAUUUGGAAUGGCCUGGCUUACAGCCUGACCGCCAACCCCAAGUACAAACAACAAAUCCCUUCUGGAACAAACUGUCUCAGUCAAAUCCUUUCUUAGAUGACAUUGUGUGCAGAGACAAAACUGAUUCAAGUGUGACUAUACUGAAGGAGAAUCCAUCAGCUUUCUUUGGUAACAGUAUUGAAGAUUGUGAAAGCACAUCCUCGGAUGAAAACAAUUUUGGACAUUUUCUUGAGCCUGAGAGAAACAGCCUUAAUCGAUCCGGGCGAUGGAGAAGUGCCUCGGACAUUCUUGACAGCAUUGUAAAAAGAGAAUCCAAAAAGGAGAAGAGCUUUAGAUCUCAAGGACCAUUCUUGAAACCUGAUUUUGACUGGCUUAAAAAUGAUAUGGACGCUUAUAAAAUGGCCUGGCUGAGCCACAGGCAGUUGACCAGGUCCUGUUUGAACAUCAGCCUGAUAAAACAAAGUCCUGGUUGGGCUCAAACCCAAGCCACAGACACACAAAUUGUCUGUAAGCUCGAUCACAAUGGAGGCUCAGUGCAGUUGCCUGACUCCACUAUCUGUGCCCACAUUCCCCAAGGUCAGGUUGCUCCAGGGGAGAUCCAAGAAAUUGGACUCAAAGCUAGCCUUGAUCCACCUCGUGGAAUCAAUAAUAAUUAUGUAACAUCUGUAAGUCCUCUUUUGGAGAUCAUUCUCAGCAAUCCGAAUGUUAUGGAAGGCAUCUCCCUUGAUAUUAAAAUGGCAGCUGAAGUAAAAAAUGACCCUUUGAGCCAAGUCAUGACAACAUUUGUAGGUCUGAUGGCGCAUAGGAAAGAUGGACCUUAUGAAAAGGUUAAGGACUGUUACAUAUAUAAGGACAUUUUACAAAUGAAGAUCCAGGAGCCAAAGCCUCGCAUGUACAUCAUUGCUGCUGCAGAGGCCACAGUCAUACAGCCACCAGCAACUUCAGUAUGGGACUAUUUAGACCGACAUUUCACAGUCGCAGUAUAUGGUCCCAAGCAUAUUCAUCCAUCUUUCAAAAUUGUACAAGUCAUCUCUUGCUAUAAUAGCGUUCCACCCAGGCUUCCUUUCUCUGAUAUCCAAAAAGGUAACAGAAACUUGCCCCCUGUUGUGUUGCAACUUUGGGGAAAGCAUGAGUUCAAUCCACAUGGUCUAAAUGAUUUGCACAUUACAACCAGUGUGAUGGAAUCAAAGUUUGAAGUGAAAUAUGAGGAUAAGAACAAAGAGGUCAAAUUAGAGGAGCUCAAAACAGGCAGAGUGAUCCAUUUGCCAUUGGAACUAUCCAGGGCAGGCAAUGGAGAUAUGGGUCAGUUCAAACUUGCCAUCCAGGUGAAGGACUCCAAUUGCCUCUCUUUAGCAGACUUUAACAUUACUUCUCCUGAAGCUGCUCCUCUGAGGACAGAGAAACAUGGACUCAGACUUGUGGAUCGUCACAGGGAAGUGACCCAUUCUCAAGCUAUUCCAGAAGAAUCUGUCCCAGACUUACCAAAGUUCCGAGAUAUGCCAGUGAAUAUUCAGUGGUACGGUGUUGCAUUGAAAUCUCUUCUUAGACAGCCAAGAGUGGAGUAUCUUCUAGAGUACUUCAAGGGUGACACAAUUGCUCUGCUUUCCAGAGAAACGGUUAAAUCUGUUGGACAGUCAAAAGUAAAAGAGUGGUACAUUGGCUUUCUCAGGGGAAGUGUUGGUUUGGUACACUGCAAGAAUGUGAAGGUUAUAACAAAGGACCAAGUAAUUGACUUCUCUGGAGUUAGACUCACUACACAAACCCUGCUGGACAACAUGACUUUGCCAUUUAAAAAGCUCACAUACAUGUACUCUGCCAUUCAGACCCUAGUAACAGAUCACAUAACCUGCUGGAGGACUUUUGCUGCAGCUCUGGGUUACUCAAACCUCUCAAUAGAAAAUUUCUCUAGGAGGCAAACUGAGACUGAAGCAGAGAAGGUAGCAUGUGUACUUGAGAAGCUUAAGGAAGACUGCCACACAGAAAAAACUAAAAGGAAAUUUCAAUAUGAACUCUUAAUAGGGCUCUUAAAAAUGGAUGCUCAAGGCCUCGUAGCCCAUUUAAUCCAGAACACAGUUAUUCUGUCCACAGCUGUUGAGCUUGGUGUACGGUGGAGGGAACUAGCUGAGAAGAUUGGAAAGCUUUCCAGUUCUCAGAUUGCUGGUUAUGAGGCACCACACAGGGGGAAAAGUGGAGAAGUCAGUGCCCAGUCAAUGUGGAAGCCUGCGUAUGACUUCCUGUACGCGUGGAGUAUGCAGUAUGGUGAGGGCUAUAGGGACAUGCUUCAGGCUCUUCAUCUGGCCCUGGACAAGAUGAAGAGCCCAGUGACUAAACACUGGAGACACAUUACUGGAGCUCUCAUUACAGUAAACUGCAUGGAGAUCUUGAGGGCCUCUGCUUUCCACACAGCAUAGUGAACAUUAAUGGCAAACUGAGGUGGGUUUAAGAAUGUCAUGCAUUAUGUCUAUUUUUCUGUAUUUGUAUAGCAGUGAGGAAUACAUGCUUUCUUUGUAUAGUUUGUAACCGAAAAUGUAAGAAUAAUACAGAACUUAUUCUGUUGGACUUGGAAUGUAUUCUUUUGUACUGUUCGAUAUGUGAAGUUACACUGGCCAACAAAAAAGGUAUUCAAGUUACUUUUUUUUUUUCUUCUUCUUCUUCUUCUUCUUUAUUUUCAUGUUAUUACACUGUAUAGAUUAAUUGUAUGUUAAAUGAAAUGCCUCACAUCCAAAGCCUGAGCCCUGGUUAUGUUGUUGUUCAUUUCAAUCUGUUAACUUUGAAAUAGAGAGAAUCUAGACACUUCCUCUAUAUCAAACUCCUGCCACUUAAGAUGAAGCCUGUCUAAGUUCCUUGUGUUGCUGGGACAACUGAUUGCUAGACUUUUUUCUAGACUUAAUAUAAAUAUUUUACCAGUGCACUUAAAAAAUAUAUUGUUACAUGUACUAUUUUAAUAUUUAAUCUUAUAACUAUUAUUGCUGAACUAGAAAAAUAAAACAGAUUUUAACUGUUUCAUGUAUGAAUGGUCAAUUUUAACUAUCUUUUAUUUUCAUUUUACAUUGCGUUUACAUGGGCCAUCAUGUAUUUUGUGGCACAAAAAGCCUUGUAUCAGCAGAGUGUCCUGUUCUUUCAGUGUUUUGUAUUUGCAUGGCAGGCCUGUCACUUUCUCUUAGUAGCUUUUUAAAUAAUGCUAUUUGCAGAGUGCUUGACUGUGUAGUGACCUCAAUAUCACAAUGGUCCAUUUGCAGCAGAGUGACUGUGGAAUUCAAGCUGUUCUUCAAUGUACUAAUGAAUACAGAUCCAAAGCAUCACUUAUGAGUUAGGUCAGUUUUGUCUUGAAUGUUUUUAGCUAUCCAUAAAAAGAGCAAUGCCUAAUUAGUACACUCAUGCACUGCCAGAAAAAAAGGUACUAUUCUGUACUAUACAUACAAGGUACUGUAUAAACAAGGCAUUCUUCAGACCCAAUUAUAUCCCUCAGUGAGGUUCCUAAAAUUAAAUUCUUUAAUUAAAAGUAUAAAGACAUACUGUUGAUGAUAAAAUACCAGUGAGAAGCAAACCCUAGUUUAGUACAUUUUCCUCAAACUAUACAUGCACAAACAUGGACCUACAAAGUAUUCUUUAACUGGGGGAAUAACCUUCAGUAUCUUAUAUUCCCCAAAAAGCCCCCUGUACUGUUCAAAAGUUGGCCAUUUUGUUCAUGUGUUGAAGUGAAUACUGCACCGUAGUGAAUAACACAACAGAUGAUGGCUGAUUUUUAUGUGCUACAUGCUUCAGCACUUGGCAUCCCAGCUCUGUCAGUUUGUGUAGUCUACCACUUUGUGGCUGAGCUUGUUGUUGCUCCUAAAUGCUUCCAUUUCAUAAUUAUAGCACUUACUGUUGAUGAGGACAGAUCUAGCAGGGCAGAAAGUUCAUGAACUGACUUGUGGCAUCCUAUGACAGGGCCAUGUUUAAAGUCACUGAGCUCUUCAGUAUAACCCCUUCUACUACCAAUGUUUAUCUAUGUAAAUUGCAUGGACGGGUGCAUGAUUUUAUGCACGUUAGCAAGGAGUGUGGCUGAAACACCUAAACUCACUAAUUAGCAGAGGUGGGUAGUAACGCGCUACAUUUUCUUCUCUACAUUCACCUGAGUAACUUUUUUUGAAACGAAAAGUAAUUUUAGAAGUAGGGUUACUUUUAGAAUUUUUGGCUACUCUACCCACCUGAUAAUUAGGGGGUUGUCCACAUAUUUUUGGACACAGUGUAUUUCUCAUUCCUGAAAGAAGAUUUUCGACAUAUUGCUAAAGAUGGUAGUUGUUUCAGUGUAGAAAAGGGUAAAAGCUCCAAUAGAAACUAGAUGGAUAUAAAUUUUAUUUAUCCAGAAGGAAAGUGCAACAUUACUGUAGUGGUAAAAGAAACAUUCGCAGAUAAACAAAUAAAAUAACUGCAAAAAAAAGAAUCUAAAGAAAAUCUAUUAGGAAGGGAAGGGAGUUUGUGGGACUCAAGGGAGCUGUGUGGAGCAUGAAACAUUCUACAGGGAGAGUGUGUAUAAAAUUCACCAGUGCAUAUAUGCAUCAUAUCCUACAACAUGAAGGAGAAGCAGUGUGUGCUGUUUGCCAUUGGGCAUCUGUCUGCGGGGAAAGCACAAGCACCUAUUAGCUUAGCUUUGCUUAUGGCCAUAGUGCAUUUAAAGCAAUAUAAUAAUAACAAAAAUGAAACACAUUCACUUUAUGUAGCACUCGAGCGAAAUCCUGUUGUGGCUUCACUCCCAUUGGUAGUCGCUGCACUAAGUCGCUCCAAAUUUGCAUAAAGUUAAACUUUUCUCAACUUUGUCAUGCUGCUGGACACGCCCACAUCUAGUCGCUAUCGCUCAUGUCGCCCGAAGUCGCCAGCUCUCAUUGAAAAUUAAUGGAUUCCAGUCGUAUUUUCACUGCAAGUCGUUGUAUGUGUGAAUGCACCUUUAAGCAGUCGCCCGUGUACAGGAUGUGAGCAAAACCUCAGGAAGAAGGAAAGAUUUAUUUUGCAGUUCUAAGGCCGAGCUUUUCCUUGGUGAAUACUGUGUAAAUAGGUUGUAAAUUCACUGUACUCAGAACCAGUUAGGCUGGAGGAUUGCCAUGUCUAACAGCACAAUGCUAACCACUGCUCUGCCGUGUGCUGUUCAGCACUUUUGUUAUCACGGUCCUGUACCCACUGAGGCGCAGUGAGGACAGAAACAGAGCAGCACCAAAGUAGACUUUUUCUUUCUUUCUUUCUUUCUUUCUUUCUUUCUUUCUUUCUUUCUUUCUUUCUUUCUUUCUUUCUUUCUUUCUUUUUUAAGCGCACUGAGGCAGAUUACUUUGAGUUUAAUGAGGUAUGACCUCUUUUGUUGCUGCACUCAUGCAACCAACUGGAUAAACAGUCAUGCAAAAUCUUUUUGCAUAAUACAGUGAAUGUAGGCUAUUUUUAAAAAAUCAGAUUUUUUUUUUUUAUAUAUAAUUCUUUUCAGCAAAGAGAGAGUGCCACCCAGUGGCCUAGUAGGCAGGUGUACAGGCAUUUUUUCCUAAAUAAUUUUUUUUAAAAUUUGACACCCAUCUGAACAUGAGUAGCAGCAGUAGUAAGAAUAGAGUAUUACAUAACGUGUAUGAAGUAAACAUUUAUUACAGCAGCAUGGAUCCUGACCACAACAUGCUAAUAGCUGGUUGAUGAGUAAUGUGAACUAAUGGCCUAAGGCUAAAUAUAUGCUCACCUACAGUAUAUGUUUCUAUAAUUCAGGCCAUAUUGUAAUAUGUAGCAGUGUAAUUGUAUUAUUUCUACAUAUUGCACAGCCCUUCUACAAAUACCUACUUUUACAUGCAAACCUGUUUAGAGACUAUUGCCAUUUUACAGUUUAGUUGUGUGGGUUAGUUACUGUUUUUCUGAGGAAAUAUUUUUCUGCAACUAAACCACACAGACAAAUGCAAAAGAUAUGUAAAUAUCUGGGUUACUAGUCAUCAUUUCUUUUAUGUAUUAAAUGCUUUAUGCUGUGUGUAUGUGAUGAACAUUACUAUGAUGUUUAAAACAUUAAGAAAAUGGGAAAUUUACAUUUACAAAAUAAACUGUAAAUACAUUAGAACCAUGCCAAAGCCACUCCGCUCUAUACAGAACUACUAAAGAGCUUUUAUAUAUAUAUAUACAAAUUCCACACUCCUGGGUAAAAUAAAUGAGCCAAGCCCAAAAUGACAAAAUAUUAUACUUUUAAUAUUCUUAACAACAAAUCAUUGGUCAGGAAUUGAGCAAGAAUUAAACAAAUAGAUAAAGUAACUUAGUGGGAUAGCUUUUCCCUUCGAUUUCUUUAAAUGUUUAUGCUUUGUGGGUAAACUUGCAGACUGCUAAUUAUUUUUAUUUUAUUAUUUAGUUUAUUUUAAUUUUGUACGCAGUCAUGUGUUAUUUUGAAUUUUACAUCAACCAUUUUUAUCAUUAUCAUGAUUUUACCUUUGCAUGCAAGAAGACCAUAUAAGUGAAUUUCCUUGUUUCUAGCUUUUCCCAAAACAGUUCACUGCAGCUAAAGUAAACAAGCAAAUGGUGGCACAGGAGGUCUCAGGAGUGCAUUCGUUUCAUUCUUGCUCAUUUUCCGAUCAAUGAUUUGUUGUUAAGAUCGUUAAAAGCUUAAUAUUUUGCCAUUUUGGGCCCUUUUUUUGCCCAGGAGUGUAUACUUCAGUAGUUUUACUAAAUGAGAGAGGAGAACAACGGUAUGCAAGAAAGUGCUGCAUGGAAUGACAAUCAGCAGCAGGACCACUUAAUAUUAAUUAAUAUCACUUAAUAUUUCAGAGAAAAUAUGACCGUUUUUAACUUUUUGCUGAACUUUUUUCUUGCCUAUUAUUUACACUUUGAAAUAAAUGAAUCCUGUUAUACCAGAAUGCCAGUGCUUGUAUUUGUUCUUCCAAGUACAGGUAUGCCAUUAAUCUAUACCACAUCACUGCUGUUAAUAAGUUACAGUUAUGUUUGACAUGUUUUAUUAGCUACACAGAUAAUAAACACGGUUUUAUGAAUCUCUACUAUUUUCUCUUGUAGUUAUUCAGUAGUAAUUUGAUAGUUUGUUUCACAAUUGUGUAAUUAUUCAUUAAUUUUCUCUAUUUGAUUUAUGUUUGCAUUUGCUUGCUUUCUUGUUUUUUGGUGUUUGGUUUUUUUGGGGUUUUUUUUUUUUUUUUUUUUUUUUUUAGUCCUCUCUUGAAAUCAGUUUUUGAAUGAAGCAGUCAAAAGAUUGUAGUCACACCUUCAAAUAAUUUGACCCAAUCAACCGAGUUCAUCAAGCAUCCUCAUUAUAGGAGUAGAGAUGCUCAUACAGUAGCUUAAUUCAACAGAUUUUAUUUGCAUGUGGAUGAAUUUAACCUGCCUUAUUUAUUCUGGGUAGUAAAAGCCCUAAAUGCACAAUGAAUGACCACAGAGUUCACAAAUGUGUAUUGGUAAUUUUAUUUAAAUACUUGCUUUCACAAGUAGUACAUGGUCAUUUUUAGAACUGAAAACGUUUGAUGGUCCUCUCUGGCCGUCAAAUCACUUCAGCAUUUAUUGGUACUGCUUUCCGAGUGCAGAGACAACAACAGCCAGGAACUUAUGCAGAGCUGCCUGUACUUCGGCUGUGAAGCUGG